This is a messenger RNA of Rattus norvegicus (Norway rat), 2525 nucleotides long. RefSeq names its product eukaryotic translation initiation factor 4H (gene Eif4h). The record is from RefSeq and is a predicted model, not a curated record. Gene Ontology annotation, cellular component: perinuclear region of cytoplasm. Lineage: Eukaryota; Metazoa; Chordata; Mammalia; Rodentia; Muridae. Gene Ontology annotation, molecular function: nucleic acid binding; RNA binding.
GUGGGCCGCAGAGCGCGCCGGGGCCAGCAGCGGGCCCCGUCGGCCCAAGGCCGGGCGCGGCGGCGCGCGCAUGCGUGCGUGCGAUUUGCGAUCAGGCAGCGCGGCGGACAGCCCCGGUAGCGGGGCGGGAGGGGGGAGGAGGAGUUAUAUUGCGGGGUCCUUCCUCGCUGGCCCGCUGGUUCCUCAAGGAGCGGAGACGGCAAAUGGCGGACUUCGAUACCUACGACGAUCGGGCCUACAGCAGCUUCGGCGGCGGUAGAGGGUCCCGCGGCAGUGCUGGUGGCCAUGGGUCCCGAAGCCAGAAGGAGCUACCCACAGAGCCCCCCUACACAGCUUACGUAGGAAAUCUCCCUUUUAACACAGUUCAGGGUGACAUAGAUGCUAUCUUUAAGGAUCUCAGCAUACGGAGUGUGCGGCUAGUCAGAGACAAAGACACAGACAAAUUUAAAGGGUUCUGCUAUGUAGAAUUUGAUGAGGUGGAUUCCCUGAAGGAGGCUCUGACCUACGACGGUGCACUCUUGGGUGACCGGUCACUUCGUGUGGACAUUGCAGAAGGCAGAAAACAAGACAAAGGUGGCUUUGGGUUCAGGAAAGGCGGACCUGAUGACAGAGGCUACAGGGAUGACUUCUUAGGGGGUAGGGGGGGCAGUCGCCCUGGGGACCGGCGAGCAGGCCCUCCAAUGGGGAGUCGCUUUCGAGAUGGCCCUCCUCUGCGUGGCUCCAACAUGGACUUCAGAGAACCCACAGAAGAGGAACGAGCACAGAGACCGCGGCUGCAGCUUAAACCUCGGACAGUGGCAACACCCCUCAAUCAAGUAGCCAACCCCAACUCAGCCAUCUUCGGGGGAGCCAGGCCCAGAGAGGAAGUGGUUCAGAAGGAGCAAGAAUGAGCUUAGGUUGGGAGGGAAUGGGGUGUGGGGGAGCUGGAGCAAGAGCACAGCCUGGUGGCAGGCAGUCGCCCUGCAGGCCCCAUUCCCGCCUGGCACUGUCCUCCUUACAGCGGGAACACAGAGCUUGCGAGUGCAUGUCAGCUGUUAACAAGUGGUUUCUAGUACAUUCUUGGCUUUGCUGUAUCUAUCUAGUGCCUGUUUUGUGCUUUCUUUCUGUUUUCUUUCUCUCCCCUCUCACUCCUGGCCUCUCCCUGCUCCUUCCCACGCCGUGUGGAUGUCGGUCACGUGUGGAAGGUGGGCUGAGGUGCCUCAUCCUUUGCUUUCUUUCUUUCCUUUCCGCGCCCUGGCCACGCUCCGGGUGUGCUGUCCUCUGCUUUUUCUCAGAGCUUCUCUCCAAUCUGCAUGUCGAGUUCUGUGUUGCUGUGGCUUCUGGGAAAGAGCUGGGGCCACUAGCUAGGCGGCUGUGGUGGCCUGUUGGUAGGUAUCCAGCUGGGAUGAGCACACAGAAUUGGAGGCAUCUUGCUUUAAAACAAGGAAACUGCCUUCUGGUCCCGAGAGGCUGCUGUGUUUGGGGUCAGUCACCUGCCCCAAGCAGCCUGUUCAGGUAUAGCAGGCUCCUGUCAAACAGUGAGGCCAGAAGGGUGCAGGGAAUUGGGACAUUCUGCUCUGGUGGCUCUGGGUGCCAGUGGCCAUGUGGCUUUGCUCCUGCUCGCUCUAAGACCAAGUGGAAGCUCAUUCCCUGCUCUUCCUGGGCCGUGGAGGCCCCUUGGGGGUGCAACCCGCUGCAGCUCAAUCCGCUUCCUGCAGCCGAGGCCUGUAGGAAGCAGGGGUGGUGCUGGAGCUGCACCGGGCAGCUGUGCCUGCACUGAGUCUGCGCUCUUUCCCUUGUGUCUGUCUGCUCCAGGGCGCUUAGCCCAAAAGGCUGCUCCCCACCACAGCUCAAGGCCUAGAGUCUGGCACUUUCUCUGAUCGGUUGCACAGCUGUUGAGAACCUCAGUACCUGGGUGUCUAGAAACCUCUAGGCUUGCUGCUUGCUCUGUGGGGCAGACCCUGCUCCCACAGACAGUGCUGAGCACUCACUUGAGAGCAAGGGGAUCAAUCAGGCUUUGCUUUAGCUCGGACAGCUGUGUGUGAACAAAUGGAAAGUGAUUUGGCACCGAGUCUCCAUCUGUUCCAGUCGGAGCAGGUAGGGGUCAGCCAGCCACUAGAGCCUUGGGAAAGAAGGGCUGAGGUGCGCAGCUUGCUCGUUAGCCAGCAGCUUCCUGCCAGCCACCCCUUGGCUCAUGAUUGUCUUUGUCGCAAGGUCUCGGCAAUUUACAGAACUCUCACUCCUUCCCUCGCCUGCCAUCUUCUCUGCUUCUGAGAUAAGAACCAUUUGUGUAACACCAAUACCUAACUUAAGACAGACAUGCAUUGCGUGGUUGUAAUCAAAGCUGAUGCUUUCAGAUGAUCUAAUCCAUCUCCAAUGCGGAAAAGACAGAACAGGCACGUCCAUCCACACUGCUGGGCGCCCAGCUGACUCUGUAAGAAUGGAAUUCCAAACACUUAACACAUUCAGUUCUAUGACAGAAAGUGAGUCUAUGGAUAUGGUAUUUUGUGAAUGAUCUUUUAAAUAAAAGAGAACCUUACAUAACA